Molecule: messenger RNA, 675 nt
Organism: Lucilia cuprina (Australian sheep blowfly)
Lineage: Eukaryota; Metazoa; Arthropoda; Insecta; Diptera; Calliphoridae
Exons: 3
Coding region: 1-675 (224 amino acids)
Cellular component (GO): nucleus
Source: RefSeq, a predicted model, not a curated record
AUGUUUAGUGUAGCAGUUCGGAUAGUAGCUGAAGAAGCUGAAGUUGAAGAACAGCAACAAUCCAAAAAUGAUCAAAGAAUUGCCAGGAGAGAGUCUAAAACAACAAAUAAGAAACAAUUGGAGAUGCUUCUAGAUGCAAUGCAAACCCACCAAGGUAUUGCUUGUGGGAUGUAUAAAGGAAGCAAGGAAGAUUUAAAUAGAUUUUGGCGCAAUUUGGAGGCGGAGUUGAAUUCUGCAGGGCCACGACAAAAAAGUGUUUCGGAGUGGAAAAAGGUAUGGUGUGAUCAAAAAAAAUAUGUUCGGCAGAAGGCCGCCCAAAACCUCAAAUCAAGUAAAGGCACUGGUGGAGACCCGAAUAUGGAGCAGAAGUUUUCUGGAAUUGAGGAGGCCAUUUACAACUUGAUUGGGAUGAAGGAGUCGGUUGAAGGUGUAGCCAACAAGUUUGGAUUAGGUGGUUCUUAUAAAAACACCAACAAACAAACAGAUUCAAAUAUUGAAAAUAUAUUGGAGGAAAUUUUAGUGACAGACGAUGAUUCAAAUGAAAUACAGAAAGAGUGUCCAUCUCAGCCACCCGCUAAAAAAAUUAAAAAGACACCAGUUGGACUGCCCCACAGGUUUCCUCUGCCAAUAUCCUUGCAGAGGAAAUCGGUAUUCAAAAGAAUAUGCUGGAAGUAA